Molecule: messenger RNA, 2148 nt
Organism: Microthlaspi erraticum
Lineage: Eukaryota; Viridiplantae; Streptophyta; Magnoliopsida; Brassicales; Brassicaceae
Source: the annotation of a GenBank genome assembly
AUGACUCGAAGAGAGUGGAAACCAAUCAGAUUAUCACGCGGAGGGCCGCAACUCUUCCAUAUGUGCUUUGCUGAUGACCUCAUUCUUUUUGCGGAAGCUUCAGUCUCCCAGAUUAAAGUUAUAAGGAGAGUUUUGGAACGUUUCUGUUCAGCCUUAGGACAGAAAGUUAGUAUAGAAAAGUCAAAAAUCUUCUUCUCUGAAAAUGUUAGCCGUGAUUUGGAGAAGUUGAUCAUAGCUGAAAGUGGAAUACAGGCAACAAGGGACCUGGGAAGGUACUUAGGUAUGCCUGUCUUGCAACGUAGAAUCAAUAAAGAUACAUUCGGGUACAUCCUUGAGAGAAUGUCUUCACGGCUGACGGGUUGGAAAGGGAAAUGCUUGAACCUCGCAGGUAGAAUCACGCUCACCAGAGGGGUGUUAUCCACCAUACCAGUACAUACAAUGAGUAUUAUUUCGCUCCCUAAGUCUACUUUGGAGAAGAUUGAUCAGAUCUCGAGGUCUUUCAUCUGGGGAAGCACACAAGAACAGAGGAAACAACAUCUCUUGGCUUGGUCGAAGGUCUGUAAACCGAAGAAUGAAGGUGGUCUUGGCAUACGCUCAGCAACUGCCAUGAACAAGGCGCUGCUUGCAAAGGUUGGAUGGCGGUUAUUACAUGAUAACGUCAGCCUUUGGACUCGAGUGGUCUGUAGUAAAUACAAGGUCAAAGAUGCUCAUGACACGAGCUGGUUGAUUACUAAGGGAACAUGGUCUUCGACUUGGAGAAGCAUCGGUCUGGGACUAAGAGAGGUGGUAAUCCCAGGGAUACGGUGGGUCAUUGGAGAUGGCAAGAGCGUAAGUUUCUGGAAAGAUAAGUGGUUAUUCCCUAAAACACUCUGCGAGCUAAGCAGCAUAACGCUACCAGACGGCAUAACAGAACGACGUGUGUGUGACUAUUGGCAGAACGGGACCGGUUGGGCAAUUGAGCAGAUCGAACAGCUUGUUCCGGAGAUGGUGACGCUGUCACUACGGGCCCUAGUAAUCGGCAAUGUCACUGGCUCAAGAGAUCGCCUGUCUUGGGGGGGAAGCUCAGACGGAAAGUUUUCAGUGUGCUCCGCUUACUCCCUCCUUCAAAAGGAUGAUACACCUCGACAUGACUUGUCUGCUUUAUUCAGUAGGAUUUGGCGCGUGACUGCACCGGAGCGAGUGCGCUCAUUUCUAUGGUUAGGAGCUCAUCAAGUGCUCAUGACCAAUGUCGAGAGGCACAGGAGACACUUAACCAAUUCUGGGAUGUGUCAAGUUUGUAGGGGAGGAGAUGAAACUAUUAUCCAUAUUUUGAGGGAUUGCCCUGCAAUGGCAGGAGUUUGGCUUCGACUGGUUCCACGGAGAAGACACCAAGAGUUCUUUGCUGCAUCUUUACUUGAGUGGUUGUACUCGAGCCUUGGCGAUAGUAGUAAGUUUGAGAACACAACAUGGGCUACACUGUUUGCCAUCACGGUCUGGUGGGGAUGGAAGUGGAGGUGCAUCAACGUGUUUAAGGUCGAUGGGAAGUGCCGGGACAGAGUGAGGUUUGUGAAGGAUCAAGCGAAUGAGGUGACGUUGGCGUUAAGUAAACGGGCACCGUGCGUCCAAUUACAACGGACCAGAGUGGAGAAAGAGAUCAAGUGGAUAUGUCCUGAUCCGGGUUGGAUAAAGAUUAACACAGAUGGAGCUUCGAAGGGCAACUCUGGUUUGGCCUAUGCAGGUGGAGUCAUCCGGGAUGCGAAUGGCGCUUGGUGUCAAGGCUUUGCCCUGAAUAUUGGGAUGUGUACUGCCCCACUUGCUGAAUUAUGGGGUGUAUACUAUGGACUUGUGAUUGCGUGGGAGAGGAGAUCACAGAGAGUGGAGUUGGAAGUGGAUUCGGAAGUAGUUGUUGGGUUUCUCAAAUCAGGGAUCAGUGAAGUGAACCCUUUGUCUUUCCUGGUAUGUUUGUGUCAUGGCUUAAUCUCAAGGGACUGGAUAGUCCGUAUCUCUCACGUGUAUAGGGAAGCUAAUCGUCUUGCCGAUGGGUUAGCUAACUAUGCGUCCUCGUUAUCAUUAGGCUUUCAUCUUUUUGAUUUUGUCUCGGAUAUUGUUAAUCCGAUAUUGUUAGAGGACAUAGUUGGGGUAUCCUUCCCACGUCGUGUUCCUUUGUAG